Molecule: messenger RNA, 570 nt
Organism: Cylicostephanus goldi
Lineage: Eukaryota; Metazoa; Nematoda; Chromadorea; Rhabditida; Strongylidae
Source: the annotation of a GenBank genome assembly
AUGACGAUUUUACUGAGUGCUUUUCAGUUGCUAUACUGUCAGCAAGCACGUUCUGAUGGACCAUGCGUUUAUGCUAUAGCCGUGGAUCGUGAAGUUACGGUAUCCUCAGGAACAGGCAGAUUACUGCUUAGGCACGACGUUUCAUUCGACAUCAAACAGCUUCUCUAUGUCGUUUUCCCACCGUCAAAAGGCGAAGAUGAAACAAACCGUACGCAAGAGUUUUUCUGCCUUGUUGGCAACCGAGACAUGCUAUUCAUUGCUCUUGAAGAUUCACAUCCUCUUGGAUUUCGGGUUCAAUUUGACAUACGAGCCGUGUACACAACAAAAUACGGGUUGCUUGUUGAGCGUGAUCUGUCUACACAUAAGACAUCUCCAGCAGAAGAAGUUGUGGUACUGUAUUCUCUGUCACAUCCACUGAACGAGCUGCUUGCAGUCAUAUUCAAGCCAAGAGAUUCACUAACGCAGUGGUUGUUCUGCUGGGAAAAGUUGCAGUAUACAAUUGUAGGAGCUGAAGAUGAUUUUUUGUUGGUGUUCGAUAGAGAUAGUGAGGUGAGUGGGCUUGGUAUUUGA